This is a messenger RNA of Xiphias gladius (swordfish), 968 nucleotides long. RefSeq names its product cryptochrome circadian regulator 2 (gene cry2). The transcript has 7 exons. Bases 105 to 968 code for a protein of 287 amino acids. Gene Ontology annotation, biological process: negative regulation of DNA-templated transcription; entrainment of circadian clock by photoperiod; circadian regulation of gene expression. Gene Ontology annotation, cellular component: nucleus; cytoplasm. The record is from RefSeq and is a predicted model, not a curated record. Gene Ontology annotation, molecular function: FAD binding; DNA binding. NCBI's taxonomy places the organism in Eukaryota, Metazoa, Chordata, Actinopteri, Istiophoriformes, Xiphiidae.
AUCACGCCCCUGUUUUGGUUUACGCUUGACAGCAAGUAAAGUUUCCGUGACUGUUUCAGUCGUUGAAUCGGUGCAUUUUCUCUAAUGAUGGAAAAAAAGUAACUAUGGUGGUGAACUCAGUGCACUGGUUUCGCAAAGGUCUGCGGCUGCACGAUAAUCCGGCGUUGCAGGAGGCCCUCAAUGGAGCAGACACAGUGCGCUGCGUUUAUAUCCUAGACCCCUGGUUUGCUGGCGCCGCUAACGUGGGAAUCAACCGAUGGAGGUUUCUGUUGGAGGCUCUGGAGGACCUGGACAGCAGUCUGAAGAAGCUCAACUCCAGAUUGUUUGUAAUCAGAGGGCAGCCUACUGAUGUUUUCCCAAGGCUUUUUAAGGAGUGGAAAGUGACCAGGUUAACAUUUGAAUAUGACCCAGAGCCUUAUGGGAAGGAGAGGGAUGGGGCCAUCGUCAAGAUGGCCCAAGAGUUUGGAGUGGAGACCAUUGUCAGAAACUCACACACCCUCUACAACCUGGAUAGGAUAAUAGAGAUGAACAACAACAGCCCUCCUCUAACCUUUAAGCGGUUUCAGACCAUUGUGAGCCGACUGGAGUUGCCGAGGAGACCUCUGUUUCCUGUCACCCAGCAGCAGAUGGACAAAUGUCACACUAAAAUAGCUGACAACCACGACCAGCUAUAUAGUAUACCUUCACUGGAAGAACUAGGUUUCAGGACAGAGGGUUUACCUCCAGCUGUGUGGCGGGGAGGAGAAUCAGAAGCCUUGGAGAGGCUCAAGAAACAUCUGGACAAGAAGGUGUGGGUGGCCAACUUUGAGCACCCUCGGGUCAGCAUAUGCUCUCUGUAUGCCAGUCCUACUGGCCUCAGCCCCUACCUGCGCUUCGGCUGUCUGUCCUGUAGGGUUUUGUACUACAACCUCAGAGAGCUAUACAUGAAGGUGUCGCAAAGUCGCUCCCUCAUCACUGCUCUAUGUUGA